Messenger RNA from Photinus pyralis (common eastern firefly), 680 nucleotides. Its product is annotated as formin-like protein 14. The coding region runs from base 60 to 494 and encodes 144 amino acids. The record is from RefSeq and is a predicted model, not a curated record. The transcript is spliced from 4 exons. NCBI's taxonomy places the organism in Eukaryota, Metazoa, Arthropoda, Insecta, Coleoptera, Lampyridae.
UAUAUAAACCUUGGUCACUGUGGAAGUAACCACACUAGUUGCACAACAAUAAUUCAAAGAUGUACCAAGUCUUCGUCAGCUUACUAGUAGCGUUUGCACUCCUGGGAGUCAUCCCCCAGACAACAUCAAGUCAGAUCUACGGAUAUGGACAAGUUAUCCCCAACUUGUUGGACAUCCUAGUGCCCCAACAGAUGCUCGACUAUUACCCACAAAGACCCAAUGAUUUCGGCCGUUCCGGAGACCAGUUUCGCCAAGGAUAUCAAUCGCCGCCGCCGCAGCCGCCGCAGGAAAAGGAAUGUCCCGUCCCGAAUACGGACAAUACAGUUCCAUCCAGGGUUCCAUCCAAUGAUCAACCUAUAAAUCUCACUCCACAUGAGCCGGCGCCGACGGCAGCGCCACACGUUCCACCUGCGCCGCACGUUACCCCUGCGCCACACGUUACACCCAAGCCACCGCCAAAAAAGGUGUGCACGUGCCCACCGGAUCAAUAUUGAAUUGUUAAUCCACCCCGUCAAAGACACAACAACAAAUAUGUUUGCAAAGGCUCGAGUUGUGUCUGAGAUUGACUUAUAUAAAUUUUUCCUAGGAAAAGUAAUUGGGUACCUACAACUAUGAAAUGAUUAUUAAUAUAUUAUUAAUAUGAUUUUAUUGAUCUAAUAAUAAAGCUUUAUUAUAUGAUA